Messenger RNA from Brassica napus (rape), 990 nucleotides. RefSeq lists its product as uncharacterized. The transcript is spliced from 4 exons. NCBI's taxonomy places the organism in Eukaryota, Viridiplantae, Streptophyta, Magnoliopsida, Brassicales, Brassicaceae. Bases 57 to 488 code for a protein of 143 amino acids. The record is from RefSeq and is a predicted model, not a curated record. Gene Ontology annotation, molecular function: nucleic acid binding.
GGAAUAUCCUUUGCAACAGCAUUAGUAGAAUCCGCUAGAAACCUAGGGCAGUCGCCAUGGACGAAUCCGCAAUCAAAGGUGUGGAAGGUCUGGAAUUGAACGGUAGUGAUGCAGCGAUUCGAAAAAGCAGCAGCAUUAGCAGGAUUGCGGUUGAGGGAUACGACACCUCCCCUCCUAGGGAGGGUGUUGAAGAGGCCCUGAGAAAACACUUCGCAUCACGUGGAAUAAAGUUAAUACAUGCUUCUGCUCCCGAAGUCGACUACCACGGUACUAUUCUCUGCAGAUUCGCGUUAAUCUAUCUUAACGAAGAAGAUGAAGAAAAGGCGUUGAAGCUUGAUGGAAGUGACAUGGGAGGACGUAUUUUACGAGUUACAGCUUACCCUUUCGACAGCAAUCGCCUUGAAUUUUCCCUCGAUCCGGUUGCUUUGUUUUCGGGGACGGGUGUUGUGUCGCUUAUCUCCAUGGAGAUGCUAUUGAAAAGGCUCUGAAACUUAGCGGAGGUUCUGUGGGAGGCUUUAAAAUUGUAGUUCAUGAGGUCCUCCCUAUAAAAAAGGUGGGCGGUGGCGUAUCUAACGCACGUAUGUCGGCCAUGGCUGAGAAAAAAAAAGCAGCUAGGUUUGCUAUGGCUGAGAAAGAUAAACCAGUUAAUGAGAAGACGAUUAUGACUACGGACUCUCUCUCUCUCUCUCUCUCUCUCUCUCUCUCUCUCUCUCUCUCUCUCUCUCUCUCUCUCUCUCUCUCUCUCUCUCUCUCUCUCUCUCUCUCUCUCUCUCUCGUUAAGGGUUCUUUCUCUGGUAUUAUAGCAUCCCAUAGAGAAACCUGUGAAAAAUGUUCAUGGUAUAUCAACAAGAGGGACCUCACACUAAAGCCACAUAACACCUACAAAUAUUUUCGUUUGUGCUGGUUUCAUUAUGUCUUAUCCCAGACCAUACAAAAAGAAGUAUUCAGCGUUACAGUAUGAGACUGAGACUGGGAGAUCUCAGAUUAGCA